Cetraspora pellucida is the source of this 930-nucleotide messenger RNA. Lineage: Eukaryota; Fungi; Glomeromycota; Glomeromycetes; Diversisporales; Gigasporaceae. The record is from the annotation of a GenBank genome assembly.
AUGUUAUCUCGGGGACCUUACGCUACUGUAGCAUGUAUUAACUGUCAAAACAAACAUAAAAAAUGCUCGGGAGCAGUUACUUGUACGAACUUUGCAGAAAAGAAGCUCGAAUGCAUCUUUAUUAACUCAGGCAAAAAACGUGGUCCAAAUUCUAAAUCCAAGGUAUGCACCGAUCCACAUUAUCCGAAUGCACGUGAUAAUAGACGACCAUCCUAUGGAACGCAGUUCUUUAUAAGCUCCACACAACCUCACUCGCAUGCACAAAAUGUUCAUCUCACAUUGUCAGAAUAUUUUAAUAAUUCAAAUCAAGAACUCAGAACUUCACAGCCUAAUAGCUAUAAUGUUAUUACCCAAGAAAUAAGUCUCUCUCCUCAAGCAGAUUUAAACGCCAAAUAUACCGCAGCUAUAAAUAACCAAGAAACCAUGCAUAUUAAUUUUAUCGAUAACCCGUCAAUUUUAUGGUAUAAUGGAGAAUUUCCUAAUUUAUCAAACAGUCAAUACAAUGGAAUGCAGUUAUUCUCUGUAGACUCUACACAAGACAACUCUCCUGCACAAAAUAUUCAUAUCACAUCUUCGGAAGACUUUAAUACUUCAAUUCAAGACCAGUUUAGAAUGCCACAGCCUAAUAGCUAUAAUGCUAUUACCCAAGAAACUAUCUUCUCUCCUCAAGCAUAUUUAAAUGCUGAACAUACCACAGCUAUAAAUAAUCAGGAUACCGUGCACAUUGAUUUGAUCGAUAACAUGCAUAAUAGAGAGUUUUCCAAUUUAUCAAACGGUCAAUUUUCAUUCGACCCUCUUGAUUCGGAUGGUUAUUACUUUCAUAAUCAAUACAAUGGGAUGCAGUUAUUUUCUAUAGACUCUACACAAGAUAACUCUCCUACACAAAAUAUUUAUUUCACAUCAUCAGAAUAUUUUAAUAAUACAAAUUAA